AUGAAUUUUUCAACAACCGAAACAAGGUGGAUGAAAUUCGGAAAAUCUCACGACUUCGUUUUUAUUGGCAAGGAAACCAUCGCAACGGCUUCCGGCAUUUACAUGAAUUUUCUGGAUUUAAAUACGAGAGAGAGGCGAAUCGAGCGCUUUGAUAACAAAGAAAGAGGUGAUGGGGCGUCGUGUUUGGCUGGACAUCCGACAAUUUCCAUGUUUUCCGUAGUCGAGAGGAAACCUAAUCCGAAAAUAUCAAUAUUCAUGUAUCCAAUGUUGCAAAGGAUCUCCAGGUGCGUACUGCCUAACAAAGUCAAUGGUUACUUAUCUUGUUCUUUUGCUGGUACGGAGUAUCUCAUAAGCCUGACUAGCUUCCCCGACUUUCGACUGAUCGUGUGGCUCUGGAGAACCGGCAAACACGUCGCUAUGCUUAAUACAAAGAUAGACAGUCUUGUUCAAGAAAUUUACUGUUCACCGAAUCCUCCACAUUUGAUAUCGCAACUCGGUAUCAACGAUAAUACACUCGAGAUUUAUCAGGUGCGCACGUGCUCCAAAAUUGUAAGUAUACAUCGCGUGAACGCGCCAGUUCCGGGACAUAGAAUUGUUUCUUCAUCCUGGACGUUGGAAGGAAACCUGUUUGUCUCGGAUGAAUUUGCGAAUGUAUGGCUCGUAGCGAUAGAAACUAAUAAGUUGUACUCGGUGGUAAAAAAGUCGAAAAUCCAUCAACGUCUAAAAAAUAAACCGAUUGUCGUCGCUCAUAAAAGCGGCGUAAUAGUUGUGAAUACCAAUAGUGAUAUUAUGCGUACAGAUCACGUCGCGGCGGUAGACCGGUUAGAUCGUCUUUGCAUUUUCGAGUUAUUGACCGGCAAACCGACAGCGAGAUUGUCUCUGGGGCAUCACGGUGAAGUUCUUCACGUAGAUUCACAUCCUACUUUACCAAUACUUGCGUUGUGCAGCAUUACUGGCAAUUGCAUUUUAAUCGAUAUCACGAGAGUUUCAUUGCCUAAAAUUUUUAAUUGCUUCCAUCUCUGUGGUAUCUUUUUAGAUAAAAUAAAAUUUUCACGUCAUGGCGAACUUUUGGGAAUUGGCAAUUCUCAAACUGGCAUGAUAUUUAUUAUUGGUAAACGAUUUAAACAACAACAUGUGGAUAUUCUAGGAUUUAUAGAAAUUGGUGGAUAUAUCGCUGAUUUUUUGAUAUACGAAGGAAGCGAUGAUCGUUUUGAAAUCUUGGUCUUAGCGACGACUGAUUCUUCUAUAGCUUCGAUCGGCGGCAAUAAAAUAAUUGUAUACACUUGUAAGAUCUCGAGCGAAUUAUGCACGCGUGCCGUUUGCGUGAUAGACUUAUCAAGACCUUUCAAGGCGCUCUAUCGCGGAUGUAAGCCUCUGGACAUAUUGGGUAUACCCUCUUUGUCUAAACAGUUACAUCAAAUGGAAGUACAGAAUGACUUUGAAAAUAUCGUCCUUACAGACGCAUUACUCUCUAUGCAUCAGCUGAGAAACAUUGGAAUAUAUGUAACCGAUUCUCGAGUCGUAACAUAUGGAUACGAUGGCCUGAUCGUAGUCAGAGAUAGCACGGAACUUCGCAAAGUGAUAGCGAUUUUUAUGCCACACCAUCGCAGCCAAGGAGGCGUAAAACGUGCGAUUUCUUCGCGUUUCGGGGAAACGAUCGUUUCUCUCGGUAGAAAUGGCGAUCUCGUUGCCAAUCGAAUUCGCUUACGAGAGACAAAAACAAAUUUGGCAGAAACCGAAGCUAUGAGUGUGCAUUUAACAAUCGAGAAUUUCUCUUCCGAUCCGAGCGAACUAUACGAUAGGGAAAAUGAAACCUGGCUGGAUAGUGUAAUUGCCGCUAAAUUGAAAACCGAACGUGAUAAAGCUCUUCCUCGACGGGCUUCUAUCGUAGCAGAUUUUGAGAAAAUUAAAGCGCAAAUACGCGAGCUUCUCGACACAAAUGAAGGCAAAUCAUCGGACGCCCGUUUGCCAAUCUCGGUUUUCGAUUUGGAUCACGAAUUCCGUCAGCGAAGAAUAGAAGAGGCUCGACUUGAACGAGACAAAAUGCAUCGGAACCUCGAAGAGGAUUGCGCUCAACGAGAUCAGGUGGCGUCGAAUCUGCGUGAAAUAUUCUGGGAACCGCUGCGAGUUAAACCAUGUGCUCUCAGAUCAAUUGGUGGCGAUACGAUCGUUCGAAAUUAUCCUCUCGUCGCGUCGACUCGUAAGAUGAAUGAAAGUCUUAAAGUGUGGGAUAGACUUUCUUCGGACGCUGACGAGUUUUUGUACAGUUACGAGGUGUAUGACGCACUAGAUACAGAAGAUGGCUCAAGACGAGGGUCUACAAUAUCUUCCGAUAAAGAAUUCUCAAUGACCAACGCCGAAAGUAAAACGUAUCAAACAGCUAAAAGAUGGUACACACUCGCGGAUGAAGAUGAAAAAUUGUAUAUAUCGGGUAUCACGACGCAUAAGUGGAUUGAGGAUGAAAGCAUAGAUUCAACGCAUCAGCUAUUGAUUUCGUGUGACAGCGAGCUCGAGGCUAUCUUGCGGAAGGAUGUUAUCAUUGAAAAACGAGAGCGUAAAUUAAAAAUGCAUUUUAACGAUCUCUUCGAGGAAAUGAAACAUGCAAAGGAAUGUGUACUAAAACAUGCAAAAGAACGCAUCGGCAGGCUACAAUAUUGCGCAUCUCAAUUGAACACGAUAUUCGGGAUAGAAUCCGAUCUGGAGCCAAUCGAGACUCCGUCCUGGAAUGUCGAAGAAAUACCUGACUACAUAGUUAUCGUAAAAGAUCACGAAGUACUUGAGAAACAGUCGCGACGAGGAGGAUUGAAAAUAAUUAACGAGGAUCGAGAAGAUGAAGAUAAAAAUGAAAGAAUCAGUGACUUUUAUAAACUAGCUCUUGAAAAAAUGAUGGACGGCGUAUUAGAACUUAAAUGGGAAGACGAGGUGAAGAAGGAAAUACCGGUGCCGGACUGUCUAAUUGCGAAGGAUCCUUCGAAACACACCGACGAGGAUAUCGCAGCUAUCGCGUCGUAUAAGUCCAAAGUGCAGGCGCUGCAAAGAGAACGAGAAAAAUAUAAAGCGACACUGCAGGCUGAUAUUACAGAAACGAAAGACGCCUUGCAAAGAGACAUCGCCGCGUUCAACGACAAGUUAAAGGAUCUGGAGUUGAAGAAGAUGCAAAUUGAAUGCGCGAUCCUUCAGGAGAGACUGACGAGGAUACGCGCGAUCCGCCGAUACCGGACCACGGUCAACGGCAGGCAAAAAAUCGCUCGUCUCGCCGACGAGGAGUUUGCACCGGCGACGCGUGAGGCACGCAGGCUCGCCGAGGAAUGCAACUCGCUGGAGACGGUCGUGUCGGAGCUGAAAAUUCGAUACGACAGCCUCUGCAAGACGGAGAAACGCCAGGAGGUCAAGUUCCGCGGCGAAUUCGCGGAGGUGAAGCAGCCGAUAGUGGAACACUUGCUCAGGCACUACAAGAAGCGGCCCAGGGCCGGUCGGCUGAUCACCACGUCCGUCACGUAUCUGACGGAGGUGGCGAGAUGCGUCGCGGGCAGCGAGAAAACGGAUAUCUUGCCGCGCGAAUGCCUGGAUUUCCUCAAAGGCAUGGAUGCUCUGGACUCGAUGCCCCGAAAUCUACCAUCGCAAAUUAACGUCGAUUAUUGGCGAAUGAUGUGCAGGUUGAGGAGGAUGAAAAUCGAGGUGGAGAUAAAGGUGAGAUGCUGCGCGGUGGAGAUGGCCGAGGCGGAACAGACGUUGUCGUUUUAUCAGAGGGCGAUGCAGUCGGCUGAUAACGCCGCGGCGUGCAAGAAGGUCAGACUGGAUGACAUGGAGAAAUCCUUGAUUCAACUCGCACAGGAAAUGGAGGUACAACUCGUCUUGAAAAUGGGCCAGAUCGAGGUGCCGCUGCGAGGUUGUCCCUCCGACUACGUGAACGCCGUUCUCGUGAUGCGCGAGGAGCUCUUACGGGUCAACGACUGUAUUGUCGCGACCGGAAAACGCAAGCUGACGGCGAUGCAUAAAUCCAUGUACUUGCGAAAAGUCGUGUCGCAACACGAAUGGCAGCACGCUUGCGCGAAAAUGAUAUUGGAGGAUCUGCAGCGGGAUUUGAGGGAUAUCCAAGAGUUCAAGAUUACGAGAAACGUGCUUGAAUUUUUGAGCGAUUACCCCUGCAGCGUAAAUUUGGAAAGAGAUUACGAAAAGAUGCAGUCCAAUUUGCGAAUAUUUCGAAACAGAUUUCGGGAAUUACUGGAAUUGGAACAGGCUCGCCUAAAUGAAACGAAGCGGCUGAUGGCCAAGUGGAAGAAGAAGAACGAGAAGGCAUUGCAGGAUAUCAGGGCGAAGUCAUCAAACGUCGAGGAGCGUCGCAGAUUGCUUGACGAUCCGCAUCGCAAGAGGGACGAGGAGUCUCGAAGGAUGAGACUCACGGCGAUCGCGAGGCGCACCAGGCUCGUUUUGAAAGCAGAGAACAAUUACGAGCAGCUGCUAAUCUUGCACGCUCACCUCGAGGUCUUGAAAUUGCGAACGUAUCCGACCUUGCAGUUUAAAACCGCAUAGAACUCAUGUGUCGAGGAAAAAGAUCUCGCACACGAAUGUGCGACGCUCUGCGGCUUAACGCCGGCUUAAUUUUCUCAACAUUAAUUUAUGGAAACUGCCUUUUUUUCUACUGAAUAAUAAAAUUUUUCUGUUUACGUAUUCGUAGAGGAAGUUUGUAAAACCGAGGAUAAACCGAGUGUCUCGGAUGCAUCCUUAAUUAGUUGACUCACCGAAUUGCAGAUUUAUGUAGAUUCAUGUGUAAUAUGUAUUAUUAAUACUUCCGAGAUAAAAUAAAAGUGUAUCGCUUUUGUUUUUUCUGUCAUAACGACAACUUUUUGAGCUAACUAUAGUAAGAAAAAAGAAGAGAAGAGUUGUUGUCAAAAAGAGCGGAUAAUGUUAAAGGUGAGAUGCUGUGAAGAUGGAGAGCUACCGCGAGAUAAGUAUGAUAAUGGCGAUUCAAAUUACGUUUUUUAUUGUAUCGCCGAUAAUUAUUAUUUCGAUCUCGGUCUCGCGAAAAAUCAUAUGUGUGCAAUAAAGGAAAACCAUUGAUUCCAAGAAACGAAUAAGGAAAGUGACAUUCUGUGGUUGAACAUUUCUUAGUAAUUCAAAAAUAAAAGAAGAUACAUAUUAUAUUUAAAAAAAUAAUUAUUCAUUCUGUUUCAAAGCCGCAGAGAAAUACUAAUUGCCCUUAAUUUAAAAUUAUUAAAAAUGACAUAAUAUUACAUAAUUUUUUAAUAUUAAGAUA
Wasmannia auropunctata (little fire ant) is the source of this 5257-nucleotide messenger RNA. RefSeq lists its product as uncharacterized. The transcript has 17 exons. The record is from RefSeq and is a predicted model, not a curated record. Gene Ontology annotation, cellular component: axoneme. Gene Ontology annotation, molecular function: protein binding. Lineage: Eukaryota; Metazoa; Arthropoda; Insecta; Hymenoptera; Formicidae. Gene Ontology annotation, biological process: cilium assembly. The coding region runs from base 1 to 4533 and encodes 1510 amino acids.